This is a messenger RNA of Leishmania braziliensis MHOM/BR/75/M2904, 501 nucleotides long. Its product is annotated as putative 60S ribosomal protein L17. The coding region runs from base 1 to 501 and encodes 166 amino acids. The record is from RefSeq and is a predicted model, not a curated record. Gene Ontology annotation, biological process: cytoplasmic translation. Lineage: Eukaryota; Euglenozoa; Kinetoplastea; Trypanosomatida; Trypanosomatidae. Gene Ontology annotation, molecular function: structural constituent of ribosome. The transcript has a single exon. Gene Ontology annotation, cellular component: ribosome; cytosolic large ribosomal subunit.
AUGACGCAUUACUCCCGCAAGCCGCAGGUGUCGUCAAAGAGUGCCAAGGCGAAGGUUAGCGACCUCCGCUGCCACUACAAGAACACCUUCGAGACCGCAAAUGUGAUCAACGGCAUGCCACUCCGCAAGGCUCAGCAGCUGUACCGCCAGGUGCUCGCCAAGACCCGCUGCAUCCCGUUCAAGCGCUACAACGGCAAGAUUGGCCGCACCGCUCAGGCGAAGGAGUGGGGUCAGACGAAGGGUCGAUGGCCGCGCAAGUCCGUCGUGGCGAUGAUGUCGCUGCUCAAGAACGCCGAGGCCAACGCCAUCGAGAAGGGUCUUGACCCCAACCAGAUGGUCAUCAAGCACGUACAGGUAGACCAGGCUGCCCGCAUGCGCCGCCGCACGUUCCGUGCCCACGGCCGCAUCACACCGUACAUGUGCAGCCCCUGCCACGUGCAGCUUUUCAUGUCGGAGAAGAAGGCGCGCGUGCCAGCCCCGAAGAGUGCCCCGAAGAAAUAG